AUGUCGGCGAAGACGGAAUCCACGACCAAGAAGUUCGGCUCGUCCACUCGGGUCGUCCCCGCCGCAUCCCAGAAGGCGCAGAAGUGGUACAACGCCGACGAUGAGCCCGAGGCCAAGAAGGUCCGCAAGGCCGUCCGCCCCUGGACUCCCCGCAAGACCCUCCAGCCCGGCACUGUCCUGAUCCUCCUCGCCGGUCGCUUCCGCGGCAAGCGCGUCGUCCUCCUGAAGACCCUCGAGCAGGGUGUUCUCCUCGUCACCGGCCCCUUCAAGAUCAACGGCGUCCCCCUCCGCCGCGUCAACUCCCGCUACGUCAUCGCCACAUCCUACAAGGUCGACGUCUCCGGCCUCGACGAGAAGAAGAUUGAGGAGAUCGCGCAACCCAAGUACUUCACCGCCGACAAGACCAAGCAGAAGGCUGGUGAGGAGGCUUUCUUCAAGCAGGGAGAGAAGCCCCAGGAAAGCAAGAAACUGACUGGAGUGUGUCUGCAGAAGAAGGAGGUCAACAGCAGCCGUGCGGCUGACCAGAAGGCCGUCGACAAGGCCCUGAUCGCCAGCAUCAAGAAGGUCGAGUUCCUGCCUUCCUACCUGGCGAGCUCCUUCAGCCUGCGCAAGGGUGACAAGCCCCACGAGAUGACCUGGUAA
Messenger RNA from Colletotrichum gloeosporioides, 642 nucleotides. Its product is annotated as 60S ribosomal protein L6-A. Gene Ontology annotation, molecular function: structural constituent of ribosome; RNA binding. Lineage: Eukaryota; Fungi; Ascomycota; Sordariomycetes; Glomerellales; Glomerellaceae. The record is from RefSeq and is a predicted model, not a curated record. Gene Ontology annotation, cellular component: ribosome; cytosolic large ribosomal subunit. Gene Ontology annotation, biological process: ribosomal large subunit assembly; cytoplasmic translation. Bases 1 to 642 code for a protein of 213 amino acids. The transcript has 3 exons.